Messenger RNA from Clarias gariepinus (North African catfish), 1138 nucleotides. It is a transcript of the gene cpsf4, whose product is annotated as cleavage and polyadenylation specific factor 4. Gene Ontology annotation, molecular function: RNA binding; zinc ion binding. The record is from RefSeq and is a predicted model, not a curated record. The transcript is spliced from 8 exons. Lineage: Eukaryota; Metazoa; Chordata; Actinopteri; Siluriformes; Clariidae. The coding region runs from base 274 to 1089 and encodes 271 amino acids.
GAACCAUUCCGGAAGUGGAUCUUGGCGGUGCUGGUGUUUUUAUUAACGUGGUCUUAUUGAGCCAUGUGCAAUUAAAAUAAUAAUAAUAAUAAUAGUUAUUGUGUCUCUGGAGGAUUUAGAGUUUCUCCACGCUUUUAUUUGUUAGCUUUUGGUAUUUAGUAUCAAGCUAUAUCAUUAUUAGACCAUAGCUAACUAGCUUAGCAUAGCAUUCAGUAGAGCUGUGUUUCAGUAAAGGUAAAGUAAAGGAGGAGAGAAAAUAAAUAAUUGCAAAAAAUGCAGGAAAUAAUUGCCAACGUUGAUCAUAUAAAGUUUGACCUGGAGAUUGCUGUGGAGCAGCAGUUAGGGGCUCAGCCGCUGCCUUUUCCAGGAAUGGACAAAUCGGGCGCAGCCGUGUGUGAGUUCUUCAUGAAAUCUGCUUGUCUAAAAGGUGGAAUGUGUCCUUUCCGGCACAUCAGUGGAGAGAAGACGGUGGUCUGUAAGCAUUGGCUUCGCGGCCUAUGCAAGAAAGGAGACCAGUGUGAAUUUCUGCACGAGUAUGACAUGACCAAGAUGCCAGAGUGCUAUUUCUACUCCAAAUUUGGGGAAUGCAGUAAUAAAGAAUGUCCUUUCUUGCACAUCGACCCCGAAUCUAAGAUUAAAGACUGCCCGUGGUACGACCGAGGGUUUUGCAAGCACGGCCCGGAUUGCCGACAUAGACACACGAGGAGGGUCAUCUGUGUUAAUUAUCUAGUCGGCUUCUGUCCUGAGGGCAAGUCGUGCAAGUUCAUGCACCCACGCUUUGAGCUGCCUAUGGGGACAAAUGAACAGCCACCUCUGCCUCAGCAAGCCCAGACCCAGCAAAAGCAAAAUGCACAGAACUUAAACAGAUCGUCACUGUCACUGAUCCAGUUAACCAGCAACAACGCCAACCCCAAUACCAACCAUCAGAAACCUCAUAACAUUCUGGGAGCACCGCAGCCUCAGAGCAACACGGGCGGCUCUCGAGGUCCUCGUCCACUGGACCAGGUCACAUGUUACAAGUGUGGAGAAAAGGGACAUUAUGCAAACAAAUGCACAAAAGGACAUCUGGCUUUCCUAAGUGGACAGUAACGCUCUUCGGCACCACGUUAAUAAACUGCUGGAACUUCAUCUCAUAAAA